Messenger RNA from Helicoverpa armigera (cotton bollworm), 2369 nucleotides. It is a transcript of the gene cbc, whose product is annotated as protein CLP1 homolog. Gene Ontology annotation, biological process: tRNA splicing, via endonucleolytic cleavage and ligation. The coding region runs from base 147 to 1409 and encodes 420 amino acids. The record is from RefSeq and is a predicted model, not a curated record. The transcript is spliced from 9 exons. NCBI's taxonomy places the organism in Eukaryota, Metazoa, Arthropoda, Insecta, Lepidoptera, Noctuidae. Gene Ontology annotation, cellular component: mRNA cleavage factor complex; nucleus. Gene Ontology annotation, molecular function: polynucleotide 5'-hydroxyl-kinase activity.
UACUACAUCGUGUAUUUGUUUGAAUUUGUUCUACGAGUCUGCACAGCAAACAGUAGGAUAAAAUUUCAACUUUAUUCCUGUUUACCUGAAUAACUCUUGGGUAAUCCUUACUGAAAUAAGACCCAGAGGUACCUAACGCAAGAAAAAUGACUGAAGUCCAGCUGCAGGAGUUUAAAUUGGACCCCGAUUCUGAGCUGCGAUUUGAAGUUGAAUCCAAGAACGAAAAAGUUGUUUUAGAGAUCAAGAGUGGUUACGCAGAACUGUUUGGUACGGAACUCGUGAAAGGAAACCAGUAUGAGUUCCAUACGGGAGCGAAGGUAGCGGUGUUCACGUGGCAUGGCUGCACGGUGGAGCUGAGGGGCAGGACUGAAGUCAGCUAUGUGGCUAAAGAGACUCCUAUGGUUGUAUACCUCAACGUCCACGCAGCCCUUGAACAACAAAGAGUAUCAGCAGAACAGGAGUCCACCCGAGGUCCCGUCACCAUGGUGGUAGGCCCUGGUGAUGUGGGGAAGAGCACUCUCACGAGGAUCCUGCUAAACUACGCUGUGAGGAUGGGACGGAGGCCUAUUUAUGUGGAUCUGGAUGUUGGACAGGGACAUAUUAGUGUACCUGGGACUAUUGGAGCCCUCCUGGUAGAAAGGCCAGCGUCAAUCGAAGAAGGCUUCAGCCAGCAAGCACCGCUGGUGUACCACUUCGGUCACAACUCCCCCGGGGAGAACCUGGAGCUGUACAACACUAUUGUGUCCCGGCUGGCCGAGGUUAUUGCGGAGAGGUGCGAGAAUAAUAAGAAAGCUUCCACAUCAGGUGUAAUCAUCAAUACCUGCGGGUGGAUCAAGGGCGCGGGGUAUAAGGUGCUCACACACGCUGCACAGGCUUUUGAGGUUGAUGUAAUUUUGGUGCUGGACAACGAGAGGUUAUACAAUGAACUGAAGAGGGAUAUGCCUAAGUUCGUGAAAGUUGUCUACUUACCGAAGAGCGGAGGCGUGGUAGAGAGAUCAUCGACACAGCGAGCGGAGUCGCGUGACGCGCGUAUCCGCGAGUACUUCUACGGCAAGCGAACACCAUAUUACCCGCACUCGUUUGACGUCAAGUUCUCCGACUUGAAGAUAUACAAGGUGGGCGCCCCAUCCCUCCCCGACUCGUGCAUGCCCCUCGGCAUGCGAGCGGAGGACGCGCUCACCAAGCUGGUGAGCGUGUGGCCGUCGCCCGCGCUGCACCACCGCCUGCUCGCCGUGUCCUUCGCUGCGGGGCCUGACGAUGACGUGCUGCACUCUAAUCUAGCUGGAUUUGUGUGUGUGACUGCAGUAGACAUGGAACGCCAGAUGCUGACGAUCCUAUCUCCCCAGCCCCGUCCCCUCCCCAACACCGUACUGCUACUCUCCGAGCUACAGUACAUGGACAAUCACUAGUCCGUGCUCUUUGGCCCUCGGCUGCGUCACGCAUUUAGUAACAUCUCGCUGUCUCAUUAAGCGAGAUAUUGUAAUGUGCUCGUUUUCAGUUGUUUUACGAUGAGGAAAAGUCGAUGAAAAUGUAUCGAUGUUUCCGUGGGACGUCACUGUGGGGAUAAAAAUAUCGAUAAUGUUGUUGUACAUCACUAUGGAUUUUUAGUGUCGAUUAUUUGGCAUAUUCCAUAUUAUUUUUGUAAAAUGGUAUUCAUCUUGUGGUAUUUUGAUUAUUCUCCAAUUCAAUUUGUUGAUUUCCGAAACUAACGCGAAUUAAUAGACAUUUAAAUAAAACUGCUUUUACUGAUCUUAUCGCGGUUAUAGUAUGACAUGAAUGGUUUAUUUAUAGAAAAACGCCAAAAGAUUUUGUUUCUCCAGUUUUUUGAUGAUUUUGUUAACUUGAAAGUCUUCAUCGUAAAAUAAUAAAGAGCACAUGAUCAAUACUGUUACGAUUCGUUACGCAGCUGGGAGUCAAACCCGUGUCGUGAAGUGUGAUAUCGAACCAACGCGUUGCAACGAUCCGUUUGGAUCUCAAAAAUGACUGUACAUAUAUUUAAUUAGACUUAAAAAUAAAUAGUUUAAGAUGUCAUUACAAUAAAAAAUGUGUAUGGAAAUCUUUGUAGUUUAUUUGUUUAAAAAAAUGCUGUGAAUAUGUUCUAUAUCCUUUUGUCUAUAGCUACCUAUAGUACAUAUUUAUUCGUAAAUAAGGUUAGGUUAGAAGUUGACUAAUCACAGUAUAGGCAUGAUGAAUGAAAGAAAGACAUUAUGAAAUGCGCAUUCAAUAUGUUUUGGUACACUAAAAGAAGGACUAUUUUUUAAUCCUGUCGUCAUACCUAUUUCAGAAAUAAGGUUAGUUUGUCUGGGAGUUACCCAAAAUAUUCACAGUAUUAUAACCGCAAAAUGAUCCAAAUAAAAACACUUAACUUU